Messenger RNA from Aureobasidium uvarum, 1860 nucleotides. NCBI's taxonomy places the organism in Eukaryota, Fungi, Ascomycota, Dothideomycetes, Dothideales, Saccotheciaceae. The record is from the annotation of a GenBank genome assembly.
AUGUCAAAGAGAUCCUGGUCCGUGGCAAACGCCGCUCAGGGUUUACUCGACAUGAACUCGAUCAAAUGUCUGAUGGACAAUAACGGAGAACCGCCAUGUCGACGCUGUAUAGAGCGAGGCCUUUCGUGUGUCUUGAACAAAAGUCUGCAAACCCUGAUCAGUGAACGAUCGCAAUGGAAAGAUGACAUGCAUCGCGACAUUUCAAACAUGCAUGGAGCUGUCCAAGACAUCCUGAAGAGACUAUCAAUGCCUGCACUACAACCACUAAAAGCACCCUCCACAACAGAAGAUCAACAAGAAACAUCACCCUACGACGAUACAGUGGUCGAAAAGGUCGAAGAUGUCGGACCUUCUUGCGACAAUUCUCCCAAACUACCACCACAGACCGAGUCUCUACAAAACGUGCCGAUCGAGUCGCUUUAUCAGAUCACGCGACUGCGUUCAUUACGAGCUGAAAACUCUGGAGACGAGAGUAAGGCUGAUGAAGGCUCGGACGUGGUAUCCAAAGGCAUUGUAUCUCUUGAAGAAGCCGAGAGAUUGACGGCUCUAUAUCUUGGACGACUGGAUCACUACGCCUACAGCAUUGCAAACAAAUUUUCUGAUUUGCAAUCUAUACGGCGGCGUUCAGUGGCAUUGACCAACGCAAUUCUGACUGUUGCUGCAUUGCAUGAUCCGAACAGCAAUCAACUAUUUGGACCUUGCUGCCGAGAGUUGAAAAGAGUGCUUUCGGAAUCCAUGUUUGUCCGCCGCAUUGACCGUGAAUACCUUCGAGCCAUGUGUAUCGGAUCGUAUUGGCUGAGCGACAUAUCAUACACGCUUUCUGGACAUGCGAUACGGCGUGCCAUGGGCAUCAAUCUGAGUUCAAACUACUACAGAGUCCUGGACGAUGGUUCGGAAGAUGCUGCGGACUGCCUUCGUCUAUGGUACUUGCUCUACAUCUGCGAUCAACAUCUGAGCAUUCUCUAUGGUCGCCCAACCACAAUACGAAUCGAUGACCCUAGUCUACAGGGCUGGGAGCGAUAUCUCGAAGUCCGCGUGGCGGUGGAGCAAGAUCGACGGACAGCAAGUCAGGUGGCAAUAAUGGUAAUCAUGGGCGCCAUCAGAGAGUUCUUCGAACGACACAGCAGGGACACUCAAACACUACCCCAAAGUCUGACCGAACACAUUGCCUCUUUUGACCGUCAAAUCGACCGCUGGGUCGAAACCUGGUUCCAACACCUGAGCGUCCUCCUCCACUCCAACCUCGCCCGCCUGCAUCUCCACUCCCACAUCUUCAGGGGCCUAGCAACCAGCCCUCUCCCCCACUACUUCCGGCACUCGGCCGCCAAAGCCGUCGACGCGGCAACAACAAUCGUCGAAGUCCUUCUCUCGGACCCAGAUAUGCGCGCAGGGCUAGUAGGCAUGCCACACUACCUACACACCAUGAUCGCCUUUGCCUGCGGCUUCCUCCUCCAAAUGACUACAAAGUAUGACGGCGACUUGGUGCAACGAACCGUAGUCCACGAUCUGAUUAAUCGUCUUGUUGGACAACUGCGUCUUAUGCCGACGGGGAAAUAUCAUCUAGUCAGAUUCAUGGCGGAAGGGUUGGAAAAGAUGGUGGAGGCGUCAAUGAGGACACCUACACAAGCCGCUGCGCAAUUGUUCAAUGGCGGCUUCCAGUACAUGAAUGAGAAUCAGUAUGGCAGGUCUGCUGAUCAGGGCAUGGCACAGCAGAUGGAUAUGAUGGCUGCCGGACCUCAAAACGACUUUGGAAACAUGGCCAGGGAUGAUUCGUUCAUGAUGCCAGACUUUGGGCUUGCGAAUUCCUUUUUGCCGUUUGAAGAUCCCGUGUUUAGGACUUCGGAUUUUGGUUAUCUCUAG